UAGGGUUUCUUUCCUUCACAACAUGACGGACCAAAGCCUUUUCUCCAUCUCUUCCUCCUCCUUCUUGUUCUCCUCCUCCUCCUCCUCCUCCUCCUCCUCCUCCUCCUCCUCCUCCCCUCCUUCUUCAUCCCCUACUUCCGCCCUUGGGCCACCUCUUGGCUCAGUCCGUGGCCAAGAGCCCUGCUCCUUCCUGACCGCCACAGCAGACUCCAACAUCAUUUUGCACCAUUACAAUCUCACCGGGAGGCUGAGCAACCGGCGUCCCCAGGAAGACCACUUAGAUGCCCUCAAAAUCAUCAUCAUUGCCGCCAGCUGCCUCAUCAUUUUGGAGAACCUCGUGGUUCUGCUGGCCAUCGGGAAAGUGCGCAGCCGACGAUGGAUCUACUCUUGCUUAGCCAGCAUCUCCUCCAGCGACCUGCUGGCCGGCAUUGCCUACUUGAUCAACCUCUGCUUCUCGGGAAGCAGAACCUUCCAGCUCUCGCCCAACAUGUGGUUCCUUCGGGAAGGGAUCCUGUUCAUCGCCUUGGCAGCCUCCACGUUCAGCCUGCUGGUGACGGCGAUCGAGCGCUACAGCACCAUGGUGAGGCCUAUUGCCGAGAGUGAGUCCAGCAAGACCCUCCGCCUCCGGAGCCUCAUUGUUUUUUUCUGGGUCUUGGCCAUUGGGAUUGGCCUGCUUCCCCUGCUGGGCUGGAACUGCAUCUGCAACGUGGCUCGCUGUUCCACGCUGCUGCCCCUUUACGCCAAGAAUUACAUCCUCUUCUCCGUCAUCGUGUUCAGCAUCAUCCUGGUGGGCGUGGUGAGCCUCUACGUUUCCAUCUACUGCUGGGUCGGGAAAAGAGCCAAGCAAGGCUUCUCGAACGGCGGCCGCAAGAGGUCACUUCGCCUGCUGAAGACGGUGCUGCUGAUCCUCUUCACCUUCCUUGUUUGCUGGACCCCUCUGUUCGUCCUCCUGUUGAUCGACAUCUUUGACGGGAGCCAGGCCCUAAAGCUCCAAAAGAUAUUUGGCUGGAUCGUGACCUUGGCGGUGAUCAACUCGUUCGUUAACCCCAUCAUCUACUCCUUGACAAGCAAAGAGGUGAGGAGAGCCGUGGUGGAGCUUCUCUGCUGCUGCUGCAUCUGGGCCGGAUGGCAAGGUCCAGGCGGCUGUCUGGCCCCCAGCGAGCUCCCCCUGAGCUCUUCCACGGGGGUGGGGAGUUCCCUGAAGGUGCGCGAGAGCUUCCGCAGCCCGGUGCCGCAGAAGCGGAUGACCCAGAGAGAACCUCUUUCCAGCAACUCCAGCACGAUGAGUGCUUUGGUGGCCGAUGAUGGUCCAGGCCAGCCUUACUGGCAGGGUUAGAAGGUGCCCUUCUACAACAUCCUGAGACCUGGGAUGGUGGAUGACUGAAGUGCACGUGGGAGUUGCCCAGUCCAUCGCCCACUCAGGUUGACCAGUGGGUCAACCAGGGCCUGAAAUGCAAAGGGCACCCAGAUCCAACUGAGUCUUGCUUGGGCAACCUCCAUUUUGUGAGUUCUGGAGAGGUC
This is a messenger RNA of Candoia aspera, 1521 nucleotides long. It is a transcript of the gene S1PR4, whose product is annotated as sphingosine-1-phosphate receptor 4. The coding region runs from base 23 to 1336 and encodes 437 amino acids. Gene Ontology annotation, biological process: regulation of metabolic process; adenylate cyclase-activating G protein-coupled receptor signaling pathway. Gene Ontology annotation, cellular component: plasma membrane; cytoplasm. The transcript has a single exon. NCBI's taxonomy places the organism in Eukaryota, Metazoa, Chordata, Lepidosauria, Squamata, Candoiidae. The record is from RefSeq and is a predicted model, not a curated record. Gene Ontology annotation, molecular function: sphingosine-1-phosphate receptor activity.